GACAUCGUUCCCAAGAGCCAUCAGUACUAGCUUUGAGGUAUUCUACUCUACCAACAUCGCCACGAACAGCGAGCAUACAUGACGCAAAGGUAAACAUGAUCAUUUGUUAGAAUAUGUUUAGCUAUUGCUAUUUGUUCAUUCCGCCUUUUCAGUGGUCGCCAGGGCUAAUGCCAGUGAUCUAUUAUUACACAUUGCCAUUGGACCUGUCGAAAACCACAGUAUGUGGCUGAGAGCUUAUGAAAAUAAAUAAAUAAUUUUUGGUCAAUGAACGUCUUAUAUUAUUAUUCUAAUUCCUGAUUGUUCAACAGUCCCUGGCUAAUUCUCGACAUCAGCUACUUAUGAAAUCAACGUGCAAUUUUUGACCGAACUUCCGGCUGUAUAGAGCCCUAUUCCCAUGCGCGCGGUCGGUAGCUUAAUCUACUGUAUGAAGAGCCCGCGAAAUUUUAAUUGGUUUCUUCCAAACUGUUGCAAAAUGCGUAUCACCUGCAAUGUGCUUAGUCUAUUAAUGGAAUUCCUCUGACCAAAAGAAAAGUUUAGCUAAGGAGGAAGUCGAAGCCUACCUUACUACUGUAUACUUAUUCUAGUGUACAGCUUCACACUCCAGGAUAGAGAUUCCAGUGAAAGUGUCCUUUGCCGAGCUCCUCUCCCUUACCCUGCAGUGAUCGAUCCCUAGUCCGUGUUCUAGUGUGAUCUGUCGCUGUACUAUAUAUGCCACUAUAGUGCGAAUAACGUGCAUACAACUGAGUAGAACGACAUUCCAGGGUGAUCUGUUUAUAUAUGUGCACAAUAUCGUACGAAUCAUGGAGGGCAUACUGUUCUGUUGCUCAAAAAUUUCUUCUCUGAUUUUAUCUUUAUGCAGGAAACUGUUCCACCAGUUGAGACAUCCGACACAGGUUCAGGAAAAUACGUUUUUAUUCCACAGAAGGAUGACGCAGUAAAACAGAGGUAAAUUGAGUGUAUACUUGUAGAGUACAACCAAUGAUAAUUAAUCAAUGACAAAGUCAGUCAAUUAUACUUACUUUAGAUAGACCACAGUGAGUAUUUUAAAAGAUUAAUAACUAUUUAAUUUAAGAGAUAUUUGAUUUAUGUGUUCCAGGUUUCGACUACGCUACAGUCCAUGUUCUGAUGCGUAUCACAGAGAGCUGGAGGAUUGUGUUCUCACGAGGGUUGGAGGAAAUGUACGUGGCUGGGAGAGAGGAGUUUAUUCCUUUGAAUCUGUCCAGAGAGUUGUGGAUACCAAAAAUAAUUUGGUUAGUGUUAUUAUUUUCUACAAAUCCUUAAUUGUUUCAGGAAUGAUAUAUAGAGGAUAUCAUAUACACGACGGCGCGAAGAUAUGACUUUUAUCUUCGAGUGGUGAAAACAAUAUUUACGAACGAGCGCAGCGAGUGAGUAAAAUACUAUUUUUAACACGAGAAGAUAAAAUUCAUAUCUUCAAGCCACCGUGUAACGUUCUGUUUAUUAUAUAGUCCCAAGCAAAAAAUUGUGAAAUUUCACGCUCAAAAGCAAAUUGGAAAAAAUAUGGGCGGGAAAUGGGUCAAGAUCCCUCUUCAGGAGCCUCUACGAAUCUUCAUUAGUUUUUAUAACCUUACAAAAGGUAUUUUUCUUUCUAGGUAUACUUGGAACGUACACCGGGAAGUAACACAGGAAUACUGACCUGGAAAGUGGAUUUUACACCUUGUGGUUUGGUAGUAGAUCAAGUUUCGAUUAAAGUUGAAAGUCGUCAUUUAAAUGGAGGAGAUGUUCUGGUUAUGUUGGCAAGUGGUGACACCAAGAAAACAAUAUCUCAUAUGGAAGGUAAGUCCACAGUUGUAGUUGAGCACUAUGAUAAACGUUUUACUCCUUGUUUUUUAGAAACGAUUAAAAAAAUUUUUACGCAACAUUUUUUAAGGUAAUUCCGCAGUUUUGCAUUGCGCACUUUUACUGCUGCGCACAUCUUAUAACUUAUAAUUCCAUCCAUUAUACGUACCGUUUAUGACAAUUUUAUGUUACUUCAAAACAUCUUUGGUUACAUUCGUGCAAAGAAUUUCGUUAAAAUCAAUGUUUUCAAAAAAGGCAUACAAAAGUGUAGCUAGGGUUCCUGUGUCUGUAGUAUAUUUAUUUACUUGUAUUUCACGUUAAUGCCACAAUUCCCUAAAAAGAUCGGUGACCCCCGUUUUUUAACUGCUAAUUUAUUUCUUUAAAGCAUUUUACAUUUCAUAUCCGAAAUUAAAAGAAAAAUCAUUUCUGGACCUUGAAAAAAAUGCUUUAUCAAUGCAUGUUCUCAAAGAAAGAUAUGCAAGGAAAUGUGGAAAAGACAUUUGUAGUUUCAUUUUGCUCAAAACACAAUAUUUUUUCAAAAAUAAUUACAAGAUAGGUUUACUAAAGCAAAAUCCGCGCUAAAAACGUCAAUAAAUAUCGGGCUGUUGUGAUUUUGCUGUUACUCGUAAUGAGGGCGCCAUAUUGGGGUAAAGGUGGUAUAUUGUGAUUGUCAUAUCUUCUUAACGAGUUCGGUGACCCCGACUUUUUUGUGUGAUUUUACUUUAAGUAUAUCAUAAACUCAUACUCACAUCAUUGGAGCAGGAGAACCUCUAGAUUAAGAUUGCCAAGGGGGUGGUGGUCAAGCUAAGUGCAUAUUGUUCAACGAGUUGAGUCCAAGUGGUCUAGAGCGAGACCACUCUAUGGUAAACUGAAACAGUAUAAGGCUGCCCUAGACCAGACUGAGCAUGUAAGCAGGUCAGAGGAAAAGGUGAGCCUCUAAAUAACAGGGCAAUAGGCAGACCUUGGUAACGGGUACUCAACUAUGACCGGACUGAUCUGACCAGUCUCUAAAUCAAGUCAUUCAGCUCGAACUCGCGACCUGAAUGACCUGUGAAUACACUCGUCCCAAAGGGCGGCAGUUCUCUGCUAUUAUUUACUUAAUUCAUUUCUUCAAACGAUUUAGUUAAAUUGCUCACAUGUUAAAUUAUCAUUGUUCAAUGCUCGGUUCUAUCAAGGUAAUUCAACCUUCUCCAAGCUAACCUAAGCAUAUUAUAUACUUCAUCGACCGCAAUUUAUUACAAGCGUUGCAUAAAUUGAAAAUUUGAUAACACAACAUAUACUUCCCGUUAUUCUGUAAUUUUAUUUUACGUUUAGGUCUUGGGCUUGUGGACGUUAAAGAGUUCCAAAACGCCAAGAAUUUAGUUCUAUCAAUCCAUUUAAUUGGAGAAACCCCUGAACAGCAAACAAGACUUUUUGAAAAGAAUAUUUUAAGUAAAGAUGAGUUUCCAUUAGACCUUAAUGUGGCACUUAAAGUAAGUAUACUCUUAUCUGGCCUAAACCUAGGACCUUCUAUAUCUAUAUUUCAGCGCUUUUUCACGCGAGAAGACUGGAAUUGGGGCAAUUUGGGGGCGUCAUGAAGUCGAGUAACCUGCAAUGAUUGGAUGUUAAUUAACAAUCAACCAUGUUGAUUUGACCAUUAAGAAAAGAAGUUUAUUAACUAAUAACCAAUUAAUGUAGUAGAAAAUCAAACCUCUGGUUUUACAUUUUCACAUCUGCAUCAGUACAAUUACAAAUCAGUAUUGUAUAGUAAGAAUUCACCAUUUCGGUGAUUUAGCCAAUCACAUCCCUCUCAGAAGUAUCUCACCAAAAUUAAAAGAUACUUCAAGCACUCAUUAAUAAUUCAUAAGCUAAUUGGCAAAUCAUGUCAACCAUAAUAUAUCACGUGCAGUGGCUUUAAACCUGAUAAAACACUCCUGCUCGUUUAUUAAACAGUACUUAAACUACGGUUUAUCAGUAGAAAAUAUUACGUAUCGUGAAACUGUUUUUGUUUUUGUCGUUCUCACUCUUGUCGAAUCUAGUAUGCAACAGGUUUACGAACUGUAGGAAUAUUGACUGAUCCAAAAAGUCAAUUUUUAUGACAAAAUUUAAAAGUAGAGUGCGUGAGGUCAUAAAUUGAGAUAUUCAAACAUCUUUCCUAAAGAAAUACAAUUGGGAUGUAGUAGCAGCUUCCAAAACUAGAGUAUAGAAAUACUAUUUUUGAAUAUUUCUACUUUUUAGCCUCCCACCGAAAUGUACAACAAGCCAAUCAUCCUGCUUGGUUUGAUGUUCAGCAACAGUCAAGAAACUUUAGUAGAUCGUCGUCACUAUCGUAGUCAUUCAAACAGUGCUGGCAGAGGGUUUCUCCAUAUCAAUAUUGUUCAAGGAAAACAGAUCACACGUACGAAAGAUGGUCUCCCUGAUCCGCAAGUUAAAUGGUAAGUUACUUGCACCAUCAUGAGAACUAACAGUAGUGGGCACUAAUGGUGGGGCAAGAGCGGGUCAACCAUGAAUAACCUCUAAAAAGCUUUGAACGAUUGCUGAUUAAUACCUUUGUAAAAAAGUUGCAACAAUGAUUUUACAACCAUAUUAGUUAUUAGUUAAGCCUGUGUUCAUUAUGAAGAAGAUAAGUCUUAUCUGGAACAUGGGAUAAUUUCCAUCACAAAAUACUUCUUUAUGUAAUACACUUGUAGUAACGAAUUAGAAGAACAUGUCAUUUCAAAAAUAGCAUAUAGGGCUGGUCCCUUAUGUAAUAAACUAUCUUACACUUCCCUUUCACGUUACAUAUUUUGCUUUUGUCAUUUUCUAGCUACCUCUUACCAGAUGAGAAAAACAUCAAAAGCUGCAAAACAAAACGAGUUCAAAAAUCCUCUUCUCCAAUAUGGGACGAAUACUUCGUCAUCGACGGUGUUGCACAAUCACAGUUACGCAAACAACAGUUGGGUGUCCGCGUGGUUAACUGGCAUCUUGGUAUAAAUAAGAAGAACUCCUUAUUAGGAGAACUACGGAUUGGAUGUAGCAAUGUGUUUGACUUCCACUCCCUGGCAAGCCCUAUUAUUACUUCCCCUUCUGAAAGACCAGUGAAUGAACGUGUUGUAUAUUCCCCGUUGGUGCGGGGUGAUAUUUCACGAGCCGGUAGGAAUGGAAGACCAAUGUCAGAUAUUGGAACAGAGACAAGAGGAUUGCAGUCUCCUAAUAAUUAUAAUCGAAACAGUCGAGCAAGUACAACAAGAUUUGACCAAGAUUCAGACGAUGAUACGUGGACAGAUGCUGGUGAGACAUCAGGCUGUCGCGAGGGACAUGAAAAUUCAAAUGACAUUAGCAUACAUGUUUCCAAGUUUGAUCAAGAUACAGAUAGUGUUAUAGUUAAUGGAACAAACAACAACAGCAGCAGCAGCAAGAACAACAACAAUAACAUCACCAACAACAACAACAACAACAACGGAGAAAACUCUUUGAAAGAACCCAAAGUAAAACCACCUCGGCCGCCUCCUCCCACUCGACUAAAUUUGACUGAUGUUCAACAUUCUCCCAAUGAAAGUCUUUCACCCAGGCAUUACCAGAGUAACCCGCACACACCUGAUCCAGCUCGCAAGGCUUUCACCCCGACAUUUUCUCGUUUGAUGGCAAACCUACCAAUGUCACCAAAACGAGGCCGCAGAUUAAGCUGGGGAGGAGAAAGUGAUCUAAGUCUUCUGAGUCCACGUAGUAUGAAGUCGCCCGCUGACCAUCAAAGUAUGCUGUCCGACCAGUGGGACAUUAUGAUAAGUAGACCAAAGCAGUGGAUUUAUUGUUGGCAGACGCUGGUUGUAAGUGUUUCUGAAUAACACAGCUCCGUGACGUAUAUAUUGUAUAAGAAAGGUUACAGUAUAAGGAAACUUUUAAGCAUUCAGGACCCAAAGACCACGAUUUCUACAUAAACUCCGCCUUUAAGAUCGAUGGAAAGGAUUCUUGUUUUGUGUUACAGAAUGUACUAUACGAGUUUAUUCAGAUAAAACUGUGGUACUGUGGUAUAGGAUAAAUCAAGAUGCACGUUUCUAAGAAUAUGUGUCUUAACGCGUAACAGAAUCGUGACAACAUAUUUUGCUAUGAAUCUCUGUGAUCAAUCCAUUGUGUUUCACAACUGUUGAUGUUUUCAUUUUUUGCUUAAAUCUCUAUUUUAAGUUUAGUGUAUAUUCAAAAUUUGACUGUGCUUGAGUUUUGAGAGAAGCAUGCAUUCUAAAAUUAUUGAUCUUUUAACGUGAUUACUGGCUAAUAAUAAAAUGAAC
Paramuricea clavata is the source of this 6041-nucleotide messenger RNA. Lineage: Eukaryota; Metazoa; Cnidaria; Anthozoa; Malacalcyonacea; Plexauridae. The record is from the annotation of a GenBank genome assembly.